Molecule: messenger RNA, 1280 nt
Organism: Elaeis guineensis (African oil palm)
Lineage: Eukaryota; Viridiplantae; Streptophyta; Magnoliopsida; Arecales; Arecaceae
Product: probable xyloglucan endotransglucosylase/hydrolase protein 8
Biological process (GO): xyloglucan metabolic process; cell wall biogenesis
Cellular component (GO): cell wall; apoplast
Molecular function (GO): hydrolase activity, hydrolyzing O-glycosyl compounds; xyloglucan:xyloglucosyl transferase activity
Source: RefSeq, a predicted model, not a curated record
UCAAUUUUUUUUUUUUAAAGGAUCUGAUCUAGUGUGAUAGCUAGCAUUAUAUAAUUGUGAGUCACGCAUGAUAUGUGAGGAAUCAAAGCUGCUAUAAGCUUCAGUGUGUUGUACGCUCUCAGGCUCCAGCUGGAAGUCUGAGGGCUAGCCUUCCACCUCUCCUUCUUCCCCUUCUUCCAAGGAGCAAAUAUGGGGCUAUGGCUUUCUUCAUGGAUGCUUCUUCUAUGCAUUGCAAGCUCCAUGAGUCCUUCUUCGGCAGCUCCGGCGAACCCAUCGACCUUUUCUUCCUUCAAGGAUAACUUCAACAUCAUGUGGGCGGAAGACCAUUUCAAGACAUCGCCUGAUGGGCAAGUGUGGUACCUCUAUUUGGACAAGAAAACAGGUUGCGGCUUCCAAACACGACAGAGAUACAGAUUUGGGUGGUUCAGCAUGAAGCUGAAGUUCGUCGGCGGGGACUCGGCGGGAGUUGUUACGGCUUAUUAUAUGUGUUCGGACUUGGGAGCAGGGCCAGACAGAGAUGAGCUGGAUUUUGAGUUCUUGGGUAACAGGACCGGGCAGCCAUACACCAUACAGACCAAUGUGUACAAGAGUGGGCUUGGUGGGAGAGAGAUGAGGCACAUGCUGUGGUUUGAUCCCACCGAAGACUUCCACACCUAUUCCAUCCUUUGGAAUAACCACCAUAUCGUGUUUUUUGUGGACAGAGUUCCCAUUAGAGUUCACAAGAACACUGAUAAGCCAAAUAACUUUUUUCCAAAUGAGAAGCCAAUGUAUAUGUUCUCAAGCAUCUGGAAUGCUGAUGACUGGGCGACAAGGGGAGGCCUCGAGAAGACAGAUUGGAAGAAUGCGCCCUUCGUCUCCUCCUACAAAGACUUCCAUGCUGAUGGUUGCCAGUGGAAGGAUCCCUUCCCAGCCUGCGUCUCCACCACCACCGAGAAUUGGUGGGACCAGUAUGAGGCGUGGAGCCUCCCUGAUAGCCAGCUUGAGGAUUUUAGCUGGGUUGGAAGGAACCUCGUCAUAUAUGACUACUGCAAAGACUAUGAAAGGUAUCCCGUGCUGCCAGAAGAGUGCAAUCUGUGACAAGCUCUCCAUCACAUCAAGAGAGAAUGGUUUUGUUUCCUGGGCAUGGUGCAGAUGAUAUGAUCACAUUAUUUAAGAGAAUGAUGUUAUAUCAUUUAUUCAUUUGUUUUCUGUAUUUAAUUUUUAUUAUCAGAAACCAAUUUAGUUUUCAUUAUCAGAAACCCCCAACCAUGCAGGUGUGGCAAGAAUUACGAGAAAAUAAA